GAUAAGGCGAGCCCCUGUACUGGGUCCUCUUCAUUCAACACGUUUUACAAAUUUGAUCGCUACAUACAAUGUCUACCGAAAAGUUCGUGGUUACCGAGCAGUGGUCUCCCACUCAGUUGAUCCGGGAGUACCCACAUGCGCUCACGAGGAACGAUGCAGAUCUGUUCCUUGCCGUCAGGGAAUCUCGCUCACGCAACAGCACUGCACCAUCAGAGAACGCGGUGACCAUCAUAGCGAGCUAUGGGAAUGGUUUUCCAAAAGAAUGCUACGAAGCUUUGUGGGAUGAGAUACUAGAUAGUUCCAAAGGCGAUGAAGCGCGAUCUAUUUGGAUGGCUGAAUAUGCACUCCAGGGUAAAAGCUACGCUAGGAAUGCGGACGUUUUGGGCGAUGAUUCCAGAUGAAUGUACCAUUCAUGCGAUCUGUUACUGAUGGUCAACAACGUCCGAGAAAGGAUGAAGCCAC
Messenger RNA from Paraphaeosphaeria sporulosa, 462 nucleotides. RefSeq lists its product as uncharacterized. The transcript is spliced from 2 exons. Lineage: Eukaryota; Fungi; Ascomycota; Dothideomycetes; Pleosporales; Didymosphaeriaceae. Bases 69 to 401 code for a protein of 110 amino acids. The record is from RefSeq and is a predicted model, not a curated record.